Molecule: messenger RNA, 3042 nt
Organism: Verruconis gallopava
Lineage: Eukaryota; Fungi; Ascomycota; Dothideomycetes; Venturiales; Sympoventuriaceae
Exons: 2
Coding region: 172-2649 (825 amino acids)
Biological process (GO): Mo-molybdopterin cofactor biosynthetic process
Molecular function (GO): molybdenum cofactor sulfurtransferase activity; molybdenum ion binding; pyridoxal phosphate binding
Source: RefSeq, a predicted model, not a curated record
UAAACAGUGCAGAAAGGUCAAAAGAACGCUUGCCCGUCUCUCAUGGAUGCCCAACGGCCUAGUUUCUGUCCUCCUUUUAUCGAUUGCGGUUGAAAAGAACUGUCGCUUGCGGGUGCUUCGCCCCCGUCGCUAGCUUUGGUCUUAUCUUCGCUCACACUGCCAGUGCUGAACAUGGCACACACCCAACAGGUCGGCUACGACAGCCACCUUGAAAGCAUUAGAGAGCGAGAAUAUCCCAUGUUGAAAGACGUAACGUAUCUCGAUCAUGGAGGCACUACCCUGUACGCGAAGUCAACCAUCGAACGCUUCUCGGCAGAUAUGGUUGGAAACCUUUACGGCAACCCACAUUCGGCGUCUGCGGCUUCCCAGAAUGCGUCAAAGCGAAUUGAAGACGCACGGCUCCGUUUGCUAGGCCUGUUUAAUGCCAGCCCGGACGACUUCGAGGUCGUAUUUGUGGCCAACGCAACGGCUGGAAUCAAGCUUGUUAUGGACGCUUUGCGGGACAGCAGCGAAGGAUAUUGGCUGGGCUACCACAUCGACUCUCACACUAGUUUGGUAGGCAUGCGGGAAGUGGCGAACCGCUAUCUGUGCUUUGGAUCAGACGAGGAUGUGGAGCAUUGGCUGCAGGACGACAACGACCAGGAGCGGUCUGAGUACCAAGUCCUUGCCUAUCCAGCGCAAUCCAACAUGAAUGGACGGCGGCUACCACUGGAGUGGUGUGCACGAGCUCGGAGGAAGAAGUCUACGUACUCUCUGCUCGACGCCGCGGCGUACGUCUCGACCACACCACUGGACCUUAGCGAUGCGACUGCAGCGCCAGACUUCACGGUCAUGAGUUUGUACAAAAUAUUCGGCUUUCCAGACUUGGGUGCCCUCAUCGUUCGCAAGGCCGCUUCUGAGAUCUUCCAGAACAGGAAAUACUUUGGCGGCGGGACGGUGGACAUGGUUUUGUGCCUGAAAGAGCAGUGGCAUGCGAAGAAGGCCGAGUGCUUGUACGAGCAGCUCGAGGAUGGCACGCUUCCCAUACACAGCAUCAUCGCGUUGCAUUCUGCCAUGGACGUGCAUCAAGAGCUGUUCGGGUCGCUACGGUGCGUUUCUGAGCACUGCGCGCUUUUGGCGAAAACGCUCUACGACAAGCUUGCAUCGCUUCGUCACGGAAAUGGACGGCCGGUCUGUCACGUGUAUAAAGGCGCGACGAGCGAUUAUGCCGACGCGCGAACUCAAGGACCGAUCGUUGCGUUCAACAUCAUGAACGUGCAUGGCGGCUGGGUGCCUAACUCGGAGGUCGAAAAACUGGCUGCCGUUCGAAACAUUCAAUUGCGCACCGGCGGACUGUGCAAUCCAGGUGGAAUAGCGUCGUCGUUGCAGUUGGAACCGUGGGAGAUGAAACGAAACUUUUCCGCCGGACAACGUUGCGGGCAAGAAGGCGAUGUCAUGCACGGCAAACCCACAGGAAUGAUACGCCUGAGCUUGGGUGCCAUGAGCACGAUGCGGGACGUGCAAAGGUUUGUGGAUUUCAUGGAGGAGUUUUUUGUAGAACAACAUGUCCCGAUCCUCGAGUUUCCGCCUAGUCCUUCACGCGAGGAAGACCGUUGGUACGUCGAAAGUCUUACCGUGUUUCCAAUCAAGAGCUGUGCGGGAUAUAGGAUACCACCUCGCAUCCCUUGGCAUGUACACCCAACAGGCCUCGCCUGGGAUCGAGAGUGGUGCCUUGUUCGACCGGGGACUGGCACUGCUCUUAGUCAAAAGCGUUACCCACGUAUGGCACUCAUCAAGCCGAGGAUCGACUUGGAGCAGGGUGUCAUGCACGUGAGCUUUGCGGACAGCGAGGCUGGCAUUCGACCGAUCAUGAUUCCUCUAUCAGAUGACCCGGGUUAUUUCUCCUCAGAGCAUGGGCUUAAAGUACGAAAUGCGAAGGUCUGCGGGGAUACCGUAGCCGCCCGCACGUACCAGUCACCUGCCAUCACGCAAUUCUUUACGGAAGCAUUAGGGGUGGCUUGCCAAUUAGCUCGUUUUCCGCCGAACGGACUCUCAAGGUACGCUAAAGCUCAUCGGCAGGCUUUUCAACGACGGGACGACCCAGCAGUGCAUCUUCAUCAUGACCAACAUCAUAUCCCCGGCAGCUUUCCCGUUGACGAGCAACGCGUGGCUGUCGAUAUCCCUACCCAUCCCAUCUUGCUAUCAAAUGAGAGUCCGAUCUUGAUGAUCUCGCGAUCAAGCCUCAACUGCCUCAACGAGCAGAUCAAGGCAAACGGCGGCAGGGCCGUGCAUGCGGAGGCCUUCCGUGCAAACAUUGUCGUUGCAGAAUAUCAUAGAAGCAGCGCAUAUGGCUACUUCCAGUCCCCCUACGAAGAAGACUUUUGGAAAUUUGUCAAGAUAGGGGGUCAAUAUUUCGAGAUGUUGGGCUCGUGUACGCGCUGUCAGAUGGUGUGUGUCAAUCAAGAGACGGGAGAGCGGGCGUCGGAACCCUUCAGCACUCUCGCGAAGACCAGAAGAUUUGACGGGAAAGUGUAUUUUGGUCAGCACGCUUGCCAUGUGCAGACCGCGCACGACCGUACACCCGAGGCACAGGCUCCAACCAUCAUGGUAGGCGCGCAGGUGGUGCCUUUUGAGGGCGCUGAUGAGCUAGCCGCUCUGUCUACGGGCUGAUUCUAGGCACUGAGCUUCGCAUCUACUUCGUGAUUCAGGUCUUACUCAAACCUCCGCCUCGCAAGGUGCAGCACGGCACCGUGCUGGUCGUGUUUGUACAUAGAAAUUUGAAGGUCUUUUGUCGUGGCACUACGACGCUUAAGGAAUGACGACGUCCCCCAAGGACGAAUCCUACAGCGGCAUUCGUCGGAUGCGAAAGCACUGAAGCGCCAUGUGAUCGCAUGUCGAUUUUUGCCGCACUGAUGGAUACGCAUAUGACGUGUACAAGCACAAUGUAAAAGAGAUGGUCAGCAUUUCGAGUCUACAACGAACAUCAGCCAGUUGGCCUGCAUUUCUCCGUGCUCCAACCUGCUCAGUGUGAUUCGUUUUUUAUCUUGUGCGUCCUCUAAGCCU